AUGGUUUUAAAAUCAACAUCAGCUGGGAACGUUUCUAUAUAUCAAGUAUCUGGUACCAAUGUAUCUAGAUCUUUGCCAGAUUGGAUAGCCAAAAAGAGAAAGCGUGCAUUAAAACAAGAUUUGGAAUAUCAAAAUAGAAUUGAAUUAAUUCAAGAUUUUGAAUUUAGUGAAGCAUCAAAUAAGAUCAAAGUUACACCAGAUGGACAAUUUUGUAUGGCUACAGGUACUUAUAAACCACAAAUCCAUGUUUAUGAUUUUGAAAAUUUAUCAUUAAAAUUUGAACGUCAUACAGAUUGUGAAAAUGUUGAUUUUUUAAUAUUAAGUAAAGAUUGGACUAAAAGUGUACAUUUACAAAAUGAUAGAAGCAUUGAAUUUCAAACUAAAGGAGGAAUUCAUUAUCGAUCUAGAAUACCUAAAUUUGGUAGAUCAUUAAGUUAUAAUGAAGUUAAUUGUGAUUUAAUGAUUGGAGCAUCAGGAAAUGAAUUAUAUCGAUUGAAUUUAGAACAAGGAAGAUUUUUAAAUCCUUUUAAAUUAGAAACUGAAUUAGGUUGUAAUUCAGUUGACAUUAAUAAUGUUCAUGGAUUAGUAUCUGCUGGAUUGGAAGAUGGUACUGUUGAAUUUUGGGAUCCUAGAUCUAAACAAAGAGCAGGGAAAUUAUUUAUAAAUGAACAAUUGGGUGAAAAUUUAGAAGUUUCAAAUGUUUCUUUUAGAAAUGAUGGAUUAAAUUUUGCUUGUGGUACAUCUAAUGGUAAAACUUUAUUAUAUGAUUUACGUACUUCAAUUCCAUCACAAGUUAAAGAUCAAGGUUAUGGAUAUGAAAUUAAAAAAAUAUUAUGGUUACAAGAUUCAUUACAUUCAAAUAUGAUUUUAACUAGUGAUAAAAGAAUUGCUAAAAUAUGGGAUAAAGAUAGUGGUAAACCAUUUGCUUCAAUGGAACCAACUGUUGAUAUUAAUGAUAUUGUUCAAGUUCCAAAUUCAGGAAUGUUUUUCAUGGCAAAUGAAGGUAUUCCAAUGCAUACUUAUUAUAUACCAAAUUUGGGUCCAGCACCAUCAUGGUGUUCAUUCUUGGAUAAUGUUACUGAAGAAUUGGAAGAAAAACCAAAUGAUUCCAUUUAUUCUAAUUAUAGAUUUAUUACUCGUGAUGAAGUUACUAAAUUAAAUUUGACUCAUUUGAUUGGUUCAAAAGUUUUACGUUCUUAUAUGCAUGGUUUUUUCAUUGAUGUUGAAUUAUAUGAUAAAGUCAAUUUAAUUGCAAAUCCAAAUUCAUUACGUGAUCAAAGAGAAAGAGAAAUUAGAAAGAAGAUUGAACAAGAAAGAGAAUCAAGAAUUAGAUCAAGUGGAAGUAUUAAGAAUACUAAGAUUAAAGUUAAUAAAGAUUUGGCUAACAGAUUACAAGAAAGAGUUGGAGGUGAUGUUGCUGAAAGUGUUAUUAAUGAUGAUAGAUUCAAAGAAAUGUUUGAAAAUCCUGAUUUCCAAGUUGAUGAAGAAUCUCAUGAAUAUAAACAAUUGAAUCCUGUUAAAUCAGCUACUAAAGAUAUAACAUCUACUAAAGAAAGAGGAUUAACCGCUGCUGAAGAAUCCGAUGAAGAAAGAAUGAACAUGAAUGGUCAUAAUGAACUUGAUGAUGAUGAUGAUGAAGAUGAAGAGUCAGAAGAAGAAGAAGAUUCAGAAGAUGAAAGAGUUAAAGAAGAAAACCGAGCUAAGGUUGAAAAAGAAUUAGAGAAAUUAAGAAAGAAGAAAGAGCAAGAUCGUAAAUUCAAGAAUGAAAUGAAGAUUUUAUCUAAAAAUAAUGAAGUUAAACAAUCUUCAAAAGCUAAAGAAUCUUUUAGAUCCCAAGUUAAUAAAUUGAAUAAAGUCUCAAAACCAUCAACAAAUAAUGAUUCUAAAUUACAACGACAUGCUAGAGGUGAAGCUGAGUUGACAUUUGUUCCAAAAAAGAAAGAAAGAACUUAUAAACCAAAGCAUAAUGAUGAUGAUGAUGAGGAGGAUGAAGGAAAGAAAAAAGAUAGUGGUAGAACUAAACAAAGAUUUGAAGGACGUAGAAUGGCUUCAAGAAAUAAGUUUAGAGGUAUGUAA
Molecule: messenger RNA, 2076 nt
Organism: Candida tropicalis MYA-3404
Lineage: Eukaryota; Fungi; Ascomycota; Pichiomycetes; Serinales; Debaryomycetaceae
Gene: ENP2
Product: ribosome biosynthesis protein
Exons: 1
Coding region: 1-2076 (691 amino acids)
Biological process (GO): maturation of SSU-rRNA from tricistronic rRNA transcript (SSU-rRNA, 5.8S rRNA, LSU-rRNA)
Cellular component (GO): nucleolus; 90S preribosome; nucleus
Molecular function (GO): protein binding
Source: RefSeq, a predicted model, not a curated record